Messenger RNA from Pocillopora meandrina, 2850 nucleotides. NCBI's taxonomy places the organism in Eukaryota, Metazoa, Cnidaria, Anthozoa, Scleractinia, Pocilloporidae. The record is from the annotation of a GenBank genome assembly.
AUGAUGAAGUUCGCACAUUUUGUUUCGCUGUUUCUUCUCUGCGUUUUGAUGGUUCAUGCUGUCGAUGGCAGAAAACACCACCGUCACAUGAAACGAGGGAAGGAGCGAAUGAGGCCAGAGGAGGGUGCGAGAGAGAUCGUGCCUAAGUUAGUGCGAAACACCAACAAAGCUACAGAUGCUGUCCUUGACGUAGUCAAAAAUGAUAACAAGGCUACUGCUGAGAACAAGGUGCGGUAACUAGGCAAAAUUCCUGGAAACAGUGUAGGAACAGUAAAAUUGCAUCAUGUGUAGAUAUUAGAGAACGCUUAGUCCAAAUUCUUCGGGGAACUGUCUUCGAAAAUUGUAGGACUUCGACUUUGAAAACACAGGUUGAGCAUCGGAAGAAUUGUCUUUGUUUAAAUUAUUUAAAUAUCAGAAGCCUAUGUACAAGUUUUCAAGUGAAUUGUUGCAUGAUCAGAUGAAAAAGUUAAUUUCCGAGGUUAAAACUUAGAAAUUAAAAAUUUCCUUCCUUUGAGCCAAUUGCUUACUGAACUCAUUGCAAAAGCCAAAGAUGUAGAGUCUCAUUUCACGACAAAAGUUCAAUAUGCCGCUUGAUAACUUCGAGGCCCAAAACUGUUUUAAGAAAAGUUUAUUGAACUAGUAUAAUUUUAAACCUGAGAUGUGUUGUGAUGCACUGCAAAUAGCAGUUAUAACGAAAAGAAUUUGUGAACAGCGAACGCUGAGUAUCGCUUUGUAGUUUAAAAACUUCAUGCUGCGAUGAUGCGAAGUUGAAAAGCUCACAAUUUACACAUAAAAAAUUCCUUCGAACAGGACAGCUCCCGCCAAACAUGAGGCUGCUGAAUAAUGAACAGAUAUUAUGACAUUUUAAAAACAAGGUUUAGUUACAAAUUGAACGGUAGAAUCCUUGCUCGAAUCGGAACAAUUGCAAAAAGCGAUUAGUAAUAUCAGAUUGUGUAAUUUUGACGAACGACAUAUUGCACUGUUUUGCUACGCAAGGGAGAUUAGAUGCUGGCAUAAAUUUCCUCCAGAAUUCGCAAAAAGUAUUCGUUUUUGCCGCAAAGUUUUUUUUCUCAAACAAAUAACACCACUUCGGUAAACAAAAGUAAACCGCAGAUAUUUAUGAAAUAACAGAAACAAGCUUGUAAGCUUGAUUGCCAUAGAGUGGCCUGUAUACUUAAAUGUACGAGAUUGUCUCGAAACAAUAAUGUGGAUUAACGCCAUCAUUUGAAUGAUAAAUUCCUCAAGUUUUUUUACAUCAAUGACCGACAACAUACUCAAUACAACUUUCUGAUUUGACUCGACAAGCUAAUGCGCGACUUAGUACGAGUCUUCUAUAUCUGAAACAGCAAACUGACUUUUCCUUGAAUAAAGACAUAUUUCGUCAUACAAUGCCUAGGCGAUAUUGGAUAGUCACUUUUAAGGAAAGCAAUAUCUCUCAAUUUGUUUUUACCGAAACUAACUGCGUUUUACGUUGAACUUUUUAUCACAACGUCUAUGAAGGUUUUUUUUCAGAAUAAGAGUUGUGUAAUUUCAGCUCUUUUAAGAGAAUUUAAUGAACGUGAAAUUUUUGCAUAAAUAUGAACAGAUGUUGUUGUUGACUGUUUUUGUCUGUUUUCGUAUGCAGUGGCGUAAUUGGCCAUUUUUUUAAUGUUUUAAUCUCGUUAUAUUAGUUCUUUGUUAUUAUUUGCUCUUUCUCAGUACUCUUUAGGUUGCCUUUUCCUGUUUUUUCAAUAAACUCGGUCAGAAAUCAGUUUCGGGAAAAACAAGGGCGGAUUUGUGAAACUUUCGAGAAACAAAGCAAUUAGCAAAUAAUUCAGAUCACUCCUUAGGGACAUUCUUUUGCGUCUGAAAACCUGUUAUCAUCCAAAAGUAAAGCCCUUGAUGGAAACUGCUGAAAAAAUUCUUUCCACGCAAUUGUCAUAAUUUUUUCGUAAAAUUCAAGAUUCCUACUAUACCGUAGAAAGCAGAAUAGAGCCGAAUAGAUCGGCAAAGAGUGUCCGCAUAUGCUAAUAAUGUUUGGCUCCCCACCAUCUUACGCACGCACACAAUUUCUCUUUGUCUAUUUCAAGGGGCUUGUCGAAACAUCAUCUAACCUGUUUGAAAAUCGAUAAGAAGCAUGUGCUGUUGCCAAUUCUAAUCUACUGAGCGACUGAAAACUUUAUAGUUAAUAAUUAAGAAAACUACCCCUUGAUUAUUUCGUGCACAUUUUAUGUAAAACGCAAUAAUUUGCGGCAACCGGUUUCUUUUGCUGUGAAAAUGACAGUCUGUUGUUGUUUGUGAUCGAAGGAAUGCAGUAAACAAAUUCAUAAGGAGAUUUUGCACAAAAAAAAAUUCUAGAAAUUGUUUUUGUCCAUUAAUAGGGCAACUAUGCAUUUACAGGAAUCAUGCAAAGUGGAUUGCGAUGAUAGUAGUCAACAAGGUGGUCUGUGAAUAUUUCAUGUGUAGUCACCUUCUUUUACAGAUAAGCACUGAGGUCAAGAAUUCUCGCGGACUAGAUCCUAUCACUAAAACGUAAACAUGCAUAUUUUGCAGGUGCUGCCUCUGAUUAAACAAGAUACAGCCAUAACAGCUUCUGACGUCCAAGUAGAAGCAGAAGAACUUCCCGUCCAAACAAAACACCGCAGAGGCCGUAAGGGACGCGAACGGUUUGCUUUCCGCAAGAAGGACGAAGGUUUUCACAAGCACAAACGCGGCUUCCACAAAAGGCAUCGUGGCCACCGGAAGCGUGGCCACCCAAAGAUCAAUGAGGAAAACUUGAACAUCAAGAACUUGGGCAAACUCAUAAAGAGAGCGAAGCAUAUGGGUAGGAAGCAAAACCGCGAGCAACUGAAAAAAGACAAUACACAUUAA